Molecule: messenger RNA, 1068 nt
Organism: Cyclocybe aegerita
Lineage: Eukaryota; Fungi; Basidiomycota; Agaricomycetes; Agaricales; Hemipholiotaceae
Source: the annotation of a GenBank genome assembly
AUGGCUUUCACUCGUCUUGCCUCGAUUGUCUUCUUGUCGCUCGCUGCCUGUCAGGUUAGCGCGGGUGUCACCAGACAAGUCAAGUGUCCGAGCGGCCAUUUCACAACCAACGAGAAAUGCUGUCAGCUCUUCCCCAUUGUGGACCUCCUCCAACACGAACUUUUCCAUGGCUCGAAAUGCGAAGCAGGCGCUCAUCAUGCUCUUCGCCUCUCGUUCCACGAUGCGAUAGGCUUUUCCACCAAUGGCGGAAAAGGAGGAGGAGCCGACGGUUCUAUCCUUAUUUUUCAUGACAUAGAAGAGAAAUAUCAUGCAAACGGAGGAGUUGCAGAGAUUGCGAGACAGCAAAUGCCCGUCUUCAAGAAGACAAAUCUUACUGGUGGUGACUUCGUUCACCUUGCGGCUGCUGUUGGAACUUCCAACUGCCCAGGCUCCCCAAGACUCGAGUUUUGGUUUGGGCGCCCAGCGCCCGCCGCUGCUGCACCCGACAAGACAAUUCCCGAGCCGACGGAUAGCGUAACCGACAUACUCAACCGUUUCGCUGAAGCGGGCCUUUCGCCUCGCGAAGCCGUCGCGCUGCUCGCGUCGCAUACUAUGGCUGAUCAGGACCGAGUGGAUCCGACCGUACCAGGGACUCCCUUCGAUUCGACCAUCGAAAGAUUCGAUUCCCAGUUCUUCCUCGAGGUCCUCUUGAAUGGGACCAUGUACCCUGGUCAUGGAUCCCAUGAAGGCGAAGCCCUUUCGGCAAUUAAAGGCGAGAUGCGCUUGAAGAGUGACUUCUUGAUGUCCCAAGAUCCCCGAACGGCGUGCUUCUGGCAAGCGAUGAUCAACAACCAGAAAUACAUGAUGGCUGAAUUCAAAGCCGCUAUGGCCCGCAUGCAAGUUCUCGGGCAGGACGUCUCGACUCUUACCGAUUGCUCAGAUGUCGUUCCCGUUCCUCGUGCCUUCAACGGCCCAAUUAAAUACCCGCCCAGCUUCUCAGAGAAAGACAUUGUCAUUGCCUGCACGGAGACGCCGUUCCCCAGCCUUUCUACCCAACCGGGCCCACCACCUACCGUGUCCCCCGUCUAA